AUGGGAAAYUUCUGUCAGAAGCACUGCGUCUGCUUGACACCCUAUGUGCCUUGCAUAUUCUCAGGGGCAGAAGAUGAGCCAGUUGAGAAGUCUGGCCAGGGCUUCAUCAACAUUGGUGUGGUAGGAGAUGACUUCCGACCAGUGCACAAAGACAGAGAUGAUGAGAUAAAAGAGAAACCUUUGCCUCCACUGCCUGAGCAGCACCUGGUGAAUGUUUGCAGAUUUGUGGCACUUUUUGAUUAUGAGGCUCGUACUGAUGAGGACUUGAGCUUCCAGGCUGGGGAUAAGCUUCAAGUGUUGGAUGCUUCACACGAGGGUUGGUGGUAUGCUAGGCUCCUCCUGCCCGAGGGGUCGGUCUCUGCGGGCCGCAAGCUCCAGGGCUACAUCCCUGCCAACUACAUAGCUGCAGACCAGAGCAUUGAAGCAGAACCGUGGUUUUUCGGUCCAAUCAAACGAGCAGAUGCAGAGAGACAACUGUCAUAUCCUGGAAACCAGGCAGGAGCUUUCCUAAUCCGAGAAAGUGAAAGUCUUAAAGGCCAAUUUUCACUGUCAGUUUUUGAUGGUGAAUCUGUGAAGCACUACAGGAUCAAAAGGCUGGAUGAAGGAGGAUUUUUCCUAAGCAGACGGAAAACUUUUAAAACUCUAAAUGAGUUUGUUGACUAUUACAGUAAGAACAGUGAUGGCCUCUGUGUGACACUUGGAAAACCAUGUCUAAAGGUACAAAUUCCUUCAACUUUUGAUUUGUCUUAUAAAACUGUGGAUCAGUGGGAGAUAGACCGAAAAUCUCUGAAAUUCUUAAAAAAAUUAGGAUCCGGUCAGUUUGGUGAGGUAUGGGAAGGACUGUGGAAUAAUACCACCCCUGUGGCAAUCAAAACAUUAAAACCAGGUUCAAUGGAUCCAAAGGACUUUCUGAGAGAAGCGCAAAUAAUGAAGAACUUGAGACAUCCAAAGCUAAUACAGCUUUAUGCUGUUUGUACUUUAGAGGAUCCAAUUUUUAUUAUUACUGAGCUGAUGAGAUAUGGAAGUCUUCUAGAAUAUCUUCAAAAUGAUGCAGGCUCCCAGAUCUGUCUGACACAUCAAGUAGACAUGGCUGCUCAGGUGUCUUCAGGGAUGGCUUACCUUGAAUCCCAGAACUAUAUUCAUCGGGACUUGGCAGCCAGGAAUGUCCUUGUUGGUGACCACAAUGUUUACAAAGUGGCAGAUUUUGGGCUUGCAAGAGUUUUUAAGGUAGAAAAUGAAAACAUAUAUGAAGCUAAGCAUGAAACGAAACUCCCAGUGAAAUGGACAGCCCCUGAGGCAAUCCACUGCAAUAAAUUCAGCAUUAAGUCCGACGUAUGGUCGUUUGGAAUACUACUAUUUGAAAUAAUCACUUAUGGGAAGAUGCCCUAUGCUGGUUUGGCAGGACACCAGGUGAUCCAGAUGCUGGAUAAGGGAUACAGACUUCCUCAACCAAGCAACUGUCCAAAGCGGCUCUACGAUAUCAUGCUGCAGUGCUGGAAGGCAGAGGCCAAGGAACGUCCCACAUUUGAAACCUUGCAGUGGCAGCUGGAAGACUAUUUUGAAGUGGAUGGUUCAUCCUAUGCAGAUACACAUACUGUUAUAAAAUGAACCCUGAGUGAACCUGACUGGAAGAGUUGCUGUGAAAUCAAUUUAACCUCAAAUGUAGAGCUUAUUAGGUGAAACUAAUUUGGUACAUUUUCAUGCCUGUGUCAAAACUGAAAGAAGUUUCAAAUUUUUUGCUGGUGAUGAGUGUUUUGCAAGACUAAGCAUCAGAAGGCUAGAGAAGUGGGGCUUCUAAAAUAUAAGUUCUAUUUAUUUUUAAAUAACAGAUCACCAAAAUGAACAAACAAAAUGAAUGUUGUUCAGCAAGCAUUGUAAAAUUUCAUAGUUUCUUUAUUGCAAUAAUUACAUUUUGUUCCUUAAAUUUUUAAUUCCUUUCAGUUUAUUCUUAUGAAGGAAUCUGAUUGCUCUGUGCACAGCAGGAUCUGUGCUUGGCGAGUUUUCUUACUGAAAAGAAUAAUCCUGUGACUAUGUCAAUGACAAAAAAACAAAUUGAUUGCCUGGCUUAGACCUUCAGUACAUCUGCCUUUGCAGUGUAAGCAAAUAAAAUAUUCUUGUUGUAAAAAAAAGGGGUUAUUUUGUUUUUUGGUUGUAAGAAUCUGUCUCGCAAGAAUGAAUACAAAUAUUAUUAGACUCUUAAUGCUGAAUAUCAACUAAUGUUAUUGAACAGAUGGGUUAUUCUCCACUGAGUGUAAGGA
This is a messenger RNA of Nothoprocta perdicaria, 2258 nucleotides long. It is a transcript of the gene FRK, whose product is annotated as fyn related Src family tyrosine kinase. The record is from RefSeq and is a predicted model, not a curated record. Gene Ontology annotation, biological process: protein phosphorylation; cell differentiation; innate immune response. The transcript is spliced from 8 exons. Gene Ontology annotation, molecular function: signaling receptor binding; ATP binding; non-membrane spanning protein tyrosine kinase activity. Bases 1 to 1608 code for a protein of 535 amino acids. NCBI's taxonomy places the organism in Eukaryota, Metazoa, Chordata, Aves, Tinamiformes, Tinamidae. Gene Ontology annotation, cellular component: extrinsic component of cytoplasmic side of plasma membrane.